AUGGAUCUUCCUCUCCCCACGGUUACGGUGGAUGAUCUGCGUGACUUUCACACGACACACUUCCCGCACGCGCCUGCACCCGAGCACAUUCUGAGUAGCGUCGACAGUGAGCCAGCUGAAGAGUGCUACGAAGAAGAGGCGAAUGCGCUCGGCUGUUACGAAGAUAGCACACCGCGGACGCUCACCGAUGAGCAAAUUGCUAUGUUCAGACACUCCGAGAUCCAGGCUAUCAUUCGCAAGCGCAGGCUAAAACGCGAAAACGGCAACGGUCCAGAGGAAGAAGAGGCCGAAGAUGGAGAAGCCGAGGAGUCCGUCGCAGAGGGUUCAUCUAAGGUGGAAUCUUCGGCUUCACAAGCUACUCCCGCUGCGGGACCAGAAACAGAUAAAGUUGCAACUGGCCGUGUCGACAAGCUGAAAUCCCAGUCCCAGCAGUGGGCAACGAGUAGCCCAAGGACGAAAGCCAGGAAUAAGAGGAACCGCGACAAGUACAAGGCGAAGAAGAGAGAUGAGCGGUUCAAACGUGAGCAGACCCGGAAACUCAACCGCGAUGAAGACGACGAGAGCGACGAGUGGGAUCCUUGGCACCAAGCCAAGGGACCAGAUGUGCAGAAGGACGAUACCGUGGAUCUGGACUACUGA
Molecule: messenger RNA, 639 nt
Organism: Didymella exigua CBS 183.55
Lineage: Eukaryota; Fungi; Ascomycota; Dothideomycetes; Pleosporales; Didymellaceae
Exons: 2
Coding region: 1-639 (212 amino acids)
Source: RefSeq, a predicted model, not a curated record